AUUUAAAUGAAACCCGCUGCAAUUAAAUGCUUGAGAAUUAAGUCCUCUUAUUUCUUAGUUACAACCAUUUAGCUUUAGUUUCCUCAGACUAUUUCUACAAAUGAUUUGUUCAAAGAAAAUCAUUCUCAUCAAUUUUAUUCUGUCAUUUUCCCUUCUGCUGAUCAUUGAACAUUUACCUCAGUCAAAUGGGAACAGAAUUGCAACCGGAUACUUUAAUAAAGAAGAAAUUUUGCACGAACCGGGAAAACGUAUGCUGAACGGUCUUCGGUUCCAAGAACUGCUUCGUCUGCAAAAACUUAAAGACAGUGCUAAAUGGCUUGAAGAUGUUGGGAAACGUUCACAUCCUUAUUCAGUGAACUCACUGACUGAUGAAGAAUAUAAAUGAACUACCUAUUGAGAGGACCACUUUGAACAACAAAAAACAAUAUCAGUGACAACAAAAGAAAGUUUACAACAAAGAAAAUAAGAAAUUAUUUUGUUCUUACUGUAUUUGUGAAUGAUUUUAAUGGAAAGUGUUUGAAAUAAAUAUAAUUUUAUCGUUGU
Heterobilharzia americana is the source of this 543-nucleotide messenger RNA. Lineage: Eukaryota; Metazoa; Platyhelminthes; Trematoda; Strigeidida; Schistosomatidae. The record is from the annotation of a GenBank genome assembly.